This is a messenger RNA of Mycena citricolor, 2106 nucleotides long. The record is from the annotation of a GenBank genome assembly. NCBI's taxonomy places the organism in Eukaryota, Fungi, Basidiomycota, Agaricomycetes, Agaricales, Mycenaceae.
UUUGCCCGCAAGCAUUCUAUUCACACUUCUCGCUAUUGCAAACUUAUUCUACCAUUAUCUAAUUGACCCCCCUCAACCUAUUUUCUCCAAGUGAGUAUUACAACAGCAGAGUACAUUUGAGUGGGUGGGUUUACCAGUGACAUCACUAAUUUGAAGAUUGAUAGGUUUAGCAGUCUUGGUGACCAGUGACAGGUAUUAAGUAUAUUUUGGGUUCAUGCUCUGAAUUUUACAUAUUCAGUCAUGUUUUGGAGUCACAUCACAAUUCUGUCUCAUAAAUUGUGAGUUAUAGUGGUUUCUUUGCUGUCUUAAGCCACUUAAGUGCAAAACUGUAAAUGACUUGGAUCAGAUGUUGAUGUCAGGGGAUGGUAUGUGAGCAUGAUGUAAGGCUCCAAUUUUUUAUUUACUGUUUGAGGGAGCCUGCAAAUUGAAUGGAAAUGGUUCACAAACAGUUUAAAUGGUUUGUAGGUACACACACCUUUUCUUUUGCCUUUGGGAGCAGUUUUCCGUGGCCACAAUGUGUAUGCAUCUGUCAGGGGACACUGUCUCUCUGCCGACCCGUGCCUGCUCACCUGUUGAUCACCUGGCCUCCUCCCCCUCCUCCAAUCCCCAUCUCCAUCCAUGCCAACGUCUGCCCUCUUCCUCCUUCUCCUGGCCAUCUCCUUCGAAUCCCUGCAAGCGGUCUAGCCAAGCCCAAUUCCUUGUACCAGGGAGUGCUACUGCCAUACACACUCCUCCCCUUUCACUUUGGCCUUCUCCCCGCGGAUGUGGUCUACUGCCAUACAGGCUCGUACCAGAUGCCCUUGCGCUCAUCCGCACCACCCCUCUUCCCAAUCAGGCAUUGGUCCUUGCCUCCGAUGUCUCCACUGGCUGGCCCGGCACUGGCCUGGCCACUAGGCUCCUCCAGUGUGGCCUUCCACUGUUGGUGUCUCAGGAGCUAGCCAUCACUGGCCCCUCUGAGCCACUCACUGUCUUAUCUGGGUUUGUCAUCAUCUACUUGUCACCUGCCAUUGUUCCAUGGCAGUGAUAUCCCAUCAUCAUCAGUCACUUGUCACAGCUGACUAUAUAGUGUGACACCUGGGCACAUGGAUCCUUGAACUGUUCUCUAAGAAUCCCUCUCUGUGCUCAGGUGAGUAGUGUACCUCCCUUUUAUUUGAUAGUCUCUAAGGAUCACCCUCUGUGCUCAGACUAAUGUGAGGUUGUUGUGUGUUGUGUUCUCUCUUCCUUUGGGCUGGCAGGAGCACCUAGCCCGCCCUAAUAUAGAAACCAAUAGGUCCACGUGAUCAGAUGGUGGUUUGCCAACCAAUUGGUACUGUUUUUGCCUCAUUCUCAUACCCUGCAAUAAUACCACCAAACAACUUCAAGCACUCUGUACAAGCACUCUCGGCAACAGAGGACAUUGAUAUGCCAGAUGCAUAUGAUAGCAAGGUUCCAGGCAACUGGGAGGAUGUAUAUGACGGGCCACUCUACCACAUGCUACCCCCUGGCAAAGAGGGCUCAUUGCAUAGCUAUGCUGGAAUGGAGGCCAUCUUGAACAUGGUCACCAAUGGCAUGCGACCUGACUGUGGCAACUCUCGCCUGCACAGCAAAAGGCUCACAUCUGCCUAUGAUGCCUACCUAGAAAUCAUGAGGAAAGUGGAUACACAAGUUGCAGAGGCACUAGGGAGGGACAAGGACUGGGAAAAGAUGAAUGUCUGCCCACUAUGCCUCUAUGUCCUAGAUGGGGAGCCAAAGCUCCAGUACUCAUUCUUUGCAAGUGUCAAUAGGAAUAAUUCUCUAAAGCUUGUUGACAGCAGUUUCCGUGCAGGAAAUCCAUGCUUCAAUGCAUGUGUUUUGACUUCUUGGCAAUGGCUUACAGCUGCACAAGUUGACGUCUUCAAGAAUGAAGUCAAGAAUUCUCAAGCUCGUAGUUCUAAGACAAAAGAGGAUACAGGUGCAACCUCUGUUGAUCUUCCACCAUCUGUUGAUCAAGAAUCCUUACCAACAGAAAAUCUGCCAACAGCGACAGAUUUUCCUGAUGAAGAUGUUGCAUGGCUCAAUAUCAACAAGCUCAACAAGACAGAUGUCCAUGAGCUCAAACAGAGUAUCAGUGUUUGCAUGGAAUGUUAG